UUUUUUUUUUUUUUUUGUGCUACUGCAGAAGACCUGCCGGUAGUUUGCCCUGGCCGGAGGAGGACGAGGGGUGGGGGGGACUGCGCUGUCUGUCUGUCUGUCUGUCAGAGGCUUUAGUGUCGCAUCCACUAUUUUGAUGGUCUAAAAAAACAAAUCGCCUUUUGCAUGGAUGCACCAUGGCUACGUUUGUAUGCAGGGUGCAGUUCUUAGAUGAUACUGAUCCAUUUAACAGCACCAAUUUCCCCGAGCCCACCAGACCACCUCUGUACACUUUCAGGGAGGAUAUUCCUCUGAUCAAUCAGAUUGCUGGAGUCCACAGGCUGCUGAAAGCUCCACAGAAGCCUGAUGACUGUGCCCUUCAGCUGUCCCAUAAUGGAAGCUACUUGGACCUGGAGUCUACCCUGGCAGAACAGAGAGAUGAACUGGAGGGAUUUCAGGAAGAUGGAGGGAGAGGCAAGAAGCACAGCAUCAUUCUUCGAACCCAGCUUUCAGUCAGAGUUCACGCCUGCAUCGAAAAACUCUACAACUCAACAGGACGGGAGCUGCGGAGAGCCCUCUUUUCCCUCAAGCAGAUUUUUCAGGAUGACAAGGACCUGGUGCACGAGUUCGUGGUGGCCGAAGGGCUGACGUGUUUGAUAAAAGUGGGAGCUGAGGCCGACCAGAACUACCAGAACUACAUCCUCAGGGCUCUUGGUCAGAUAAUGCUGUACGUGGACGGGAUGAACGGCCUCAUAUCUCACAAUGAAACAGUCCAGUGGCUUUACACGCUGGUGGGAUCCAAGUUCCGUCUGGUGGUGAAGACGUCCCUAAAGCUGCUGCUGGUGUUUGUGGAGUACACCGAAUGUAAUGCCGCCCUGCUCAUAAAGGCUGUGAACGUCGUGGAUGCCAAAAGAGGUACAAAGCUGUGGUCAAAUGUCAUGGAGAUCCUGGAUGAGAAGGAUGGAGUGGACACGGAGCUGCUGGUGUUUGCGAUGACGCUCAUCAAUAAGACUCUGGCGGGCCUCCCAGACCAGGACUCCUACUACGACAUGGUUGACUGUCUGGAGGAGCAGGGCAUCGAAGGCAUGGCCCAGAGACACCUGACCAGGAAAGGCACCGACCUCGACCUCGUGGAGCAGAUCAACAUGUACGAGAUGACUCUACGCCACGAGGACGGUGACGAUGAAACCCCUUUGCCCCCGAGCGGCCGAAAGGACCGCAGGCGGGCCAGCGUCGGCGGCACCAACGAGCGGCGGGGCCUGGAGAGGAGACGCAGCCGGAGACAUUCGCUUCAGAACAGCAGGGGCCACGCUUCGGCGCCGGCGUCACCCAGCAGCACCCACUCCGCCGGCUUCCUGCCGUUCGGUGGCCAACGGGUGGAAGACAUCAGUGAAAGUCUGACAGAUACUCCUCCAUCUCCUACACCUUACACAACUAGAAAGCCCUGCUGGGCUGAAAGAAUGAGCACCAAUGUCGCCCCAUGUCCUGGCAAGAACCAGGCUCCCACGUCGCCCAUCCAUCGCUUCAGUAGCUCAGCAGCCUCCACACCGGACUCCAAACCUGACAGACCUGCUUUAGGCGGCUUGCUGACUUUAUCGUACCGACAGCAUCAGGAGUCCCUGGCUGCAGAGAGGGAGAGGAGACGCCUGGAAAGAGAGGAACGUCUGCAGAGAAUCGAAAGAGAAGAGAGGAACCGCUUUAAUCGAGAUUAUGUUGACAAGAGGGAAGAAGCGAGACAAGCCAGAGAGGAAAGGUACAAAGCUGUGGAGCGACUUGCUGCGGAGGAGUUUGAGCGCGAGCGGCCCAGAGCGCCGACAAGAGGGCGGACGGAGAUCACUUUGUGUUUGAGUUCAAACCCCGCCAGUCGCUCAGCAUCCCGUUGCGCCACACCUUCAUCCAUUAUCUCACAGGAAGACACCGUCACCACUGCACACCAGACGUUGGGAACUGAACCCAUCUCAGAGCCAAACCUUGACCCACAGACCAGAACCAAAAGUCCAGCACCGGAGUUAACAGUAGCAGAACCUUCUCCCACUCCCCCCUCCGAAACAGACAAACAGCAAUCUGAGGCAGAGACGGAGGAUGUUGCUGAAACUCAGCGUGAAAAGAAUGUAGCGGCACCAGAUGAUCGGUCGGGAACGGAGAAGGAAGAGACGCAAGAGGAGAAGGAGAAGGAACAGGAGCAGAGUACGGAGGAGGAGGUAGCGGCAGGAGAAGCAGAGGUAGCCGAAGCAGCAAAGGUGGAAGAGACAGGUGUAGAGGGGGAAGUGGACGUGGAGUUAGAGGAGGAGAAGCCGACAGAAAGGGAUGUAGAAGACAGUGUACUGCUGAGUGAGAAGGAGAGACAGAACGAGGAAGUGAAUGAAAAGGACAACUGCUCUGCGUCCAGCAUCUCGUCCACGAGCAGCACUCUGGAGAGGGAGGAGCGGGAGGAGAAGCUCACCAACGACAUUGAAGCAGGCCAAUGGAGUCAGUGCAUUAAAGAGGCAGACGUGAACGACCAGUGCAACAAAAUUCUCAACAGCAAGCGCUUCAUGCUGGACAUGCUCUACGCCCAGAAGAAGACCGCCGAGGAUGACGGGAACGUAGGGGAAUCGGAGAAGGAGAACUGUAAAUGUGAGAAGGAGACGGAGGUCAGUGACUCUGUGGCCAGCUUGGUCAGCAGGAUCUCCACACUGGAGGCUCACCGGCAGGCCAGAGAAGACAAUGUGAAAAAAAUGGAGGUGGGACAUCUGGACAACCAGGGCAGCGUCCGAGCAGUGGCGGAGAGGUUUGGAGAUUUGGUCAAAGGCUUCGGGGCUCCACCCGAGGCGGAGUCUUCGAAAGAUCAGCAGCAGGCGGACAAAUCAUCAACCCCAGCCCCGUCAGCUGUACCCCCCAAGAAGGAGUCGGAUCAUAUCUGGGACCAGCUGAUGGCUUCACCCAGGGAGCUGCGGAUCAAAGAGAUGGACUUCACCGACCUCAGGGACGAGGACGACUUGGACAUUUUAGAUGUGGACAAUGUGACAAAGUCAGGUGACAGGAUACCACCGCUUCCCCCUCCGCCAUUCAGCGCCGCCCUGCCGCCGCCCCCGCCCCUGUUCGGAUGCCCCCCGCCUCCUCCCAUUCUUGGCAAAAUGAUGCCCCCACCUCCACCGUUCAUGGCCCCCAUCCCUCCGCCCUCCCCUCAGCUGAGUCGAGGGGAGGCGCCUCUCUUCCAGAAGAAGAAGAAGACCAUCCGUCUGUUCUGGAACGAGGUGCGUCCCGUGGACUGGCAGUGUAAGAGUCAUAAAUUCUGUAAGGAGUCCCUGUGGUCCAAACUGGAGCCAGUUAAACUGGACACAUCCAAGCUGGAGCAGCUGUUUGAGUCCAAGUCCAAGGAGCUGCCUGUCACCAAGAAAGCAGCUGUUGACGGCAAACGACAAGAAAUCAUAGUCCUGGAUUCCAAGCGCAGCAACGCUAUAAACAUCGGCCUGACUGUCUUGCCUCCUCCCCGCACAAUCAAGACGGCCAUUCUCAACUUUGAUGAGUACGCACUAAACAAGGAAGGCAUUGAGAAAAUCCUCACCAUGAUCCCCACGGAGGAGGAGAAGCAGAGGAUCCAGGAGGCUCAGCUGGUCAACCCUGACAUUCCUCUGGGUAGCGCCGAGCAGUUCCUCCUCACCCUCUCCUCCAUCACCGAGCUGUCUGCUCGCCUGCAGCUGUGGGCAUUCAAGAUGGACUAUGAGCUUAUUGAGAAGGAAGUGGCAGAGCCUCUGCAGGACCUGAAGGAAGGGAUGGACCAGUUAGAGAAAAACAAAACACUCAGAUACAUCUUGACCACAUUGCUGGCCAUUGGUAACUUCCUCAACGGCUCUAAUGCUAAAGGCUUUGAGCUGAGCUACUUGGAGAAAGUCCCGGAGGUGAAGGACACGGUUCACAAGCAGUCCCUGCUGCACCAUGCCUGCGCCAUCGUGGUCGAGAAGUUUCCAGACAGUACCGACCUCUACUCUGAGAUCGGAGCCAUUACCCGUCUGACCAAGGUGGACUUCGACCAGCUUCAAGACAAUCUGGCACAGAUGGAGCGAAGGUGCAAAGCGUCGUGGGACCACCUCAAGGUCAUCGCGAAACACGAGAUGAAACCCGCGUUGAAACAAAAAAUGUCAGACUUCCUCAAAGACUGUGCAGAGAGAAUCAUUAUCCUCAAGAUUGUACAUCGAAGAAUUAUCAACAGGUUUCACGCCUUUCUGUUGUUCCUGGGCCAUCCGGUAUAUGCCGUACGUGAGGUCAGCAUACAUCGCUUUAGCAAGAUCCUGAGCGAAUUUGCCCUGGAGUAUCGCACAACAAGGGAGCGCGUGCUGCAACAGAAACAGAAGAGGGCCAACCACCGAGAGAGGAACAAGACCAGGGGAAAAAUGAUAACAGAUAGUGGUAAAUUUGGCGGCAGCCCGUCAGACGCACAGGAGAGCCAGCCUCAGGGGAUCCAGUACGCCGAAGAUGCAGCGGAACAUGAGAACAUGAAGGCCGUACUAAAAAGCAGCCUGCAGGGCGGAGAGAGCGGGACGUCCACGGUGCCGGGCCUUCGAACUCGCACCAGAGCCAGCAGUACCAGAGGGCGUGUUGCCCCGUGGUGUUCUGCCAGCGACGACCCAGUGAACUGCACAGACGACACGGCUGAUGAGAUCAUGGAGAGGAUUGUGAGGUCAGCCACUCAGGGGCCCAGCCAGCGGGCGCAACCUCGAGAGAGGAGACGAUCCCGAGCCAACCGAAAAUCACUGAGACGGACACUGAAGAACGGUCUGACCACGGAGGAGGCCAACGCUCUCGGCUUGUCCAGCGGUUCGGAGAUGCAGGUGUGAGCUGUUCCCGGAUCCUGCUGGACGUUUAGACAUCUGGAAGCCCUUUCACUGCCCCCCAUCCCCGAUGCCUACACCCAAACCCACUUCGCUCCGGCUUGGCACUACAACCCCCUCCCCGUCCCCACCACCUCCUCCUCCCGGCUUUGAUGAGUUGAUCUCAUCUUUAUGAGUUUGGUUUACAUGGGCUUGACGCAGGCUCUCCCUGCACGCGAGAGGAUAAACACGAUUUUAUUCAUGAACUGAUGGGCAGAGAGAGCAGAAACAGCAUUCAAACCACUAAGCUUCGCUGUUGCUGGAUAAACAUCAAUGAUCUGCACUCACAAGGCUUAAUCGCAAUCAUCCUCCGUACGUGACAUUGCACACAAACACCCGUAAAAAAGUGUAUUUUUUAAGGCUGAGGGCAUCGAAACGGUUGGCAGUGCUUCAAUCUCUGUGGCCUUGACUGAAUCCAGAGGGCGGUACAGACACCCUCGGACAAGCGUUUGCUCGGGUUUCGUGUCGGCCCCGCAAGCUUCAACUGAAUUGAAAGACAUUUCAUCUAUUGACUAGAUGGCUUUGUGCAGAGGGUUAUUCUGUUAAUAUACUACUGUGGUAGUUUUGUGUUUCAUUUUUGCUCAAGAAGGUGCUCAAAUAAGGAACAAUUGCACUGGAUGUAAAAGUUGGGUAUCAAUGGAAUGUGAGAUCCUUGACACUGAUGAACCACUCUGACAUCUGAAUCUGAAAUUAUACUCAACCAGCAAUUCAACAGUAGCACAGUUUUUAAUGUCCAAUCAAAGCCGACAGAUUCGACGCAGAUGUGCGUUAGUUUUGUGAAAUGAAUAGGAAGGAAUUUAUCAACACUUUUUUUUAAAGAAGGAAGCGGAGACAGAAUUUACGGACGAUUUCGGUAGCUGUGACCGGCGAUGCUACUAGUUUCAGACUAAUGCUGCGUCAUGCAAAACAUUUUUUUAGCUUCAACAAGCGUAGACAAGUUGCAUCACGUUGAUCUAUUCUCACGUUGGGGACUGAAGGCAGCCGGUGCAAGAGAGCAAUCUUGGUAGAGUUAUGUCGUUAUUAUUUUGUAGAAACUAUGAGCUGCACAUUUCAGAGUGCCUUUCAGAGACAGUUAUUUAUUAAGACGUUUUCAGGGACAUAUAAUCACGAAAAUGUUGCUACAGAUGUGCGGUCUUGCGAGGGGUGCCGUGUAGAUCAUUCAUGAGCUGUGAUUUCUUUUUAACCAGUGUUUUUAAAAUCUCGUCUAGGCAAAGGUUUCCUCCAUGUUACGUCUCUCGGAUCAGAUAGAUAAGUUACGAAGAUAGCUUUAAAGUAUUUAUGACAACUUAGGGAUCGGCUAUGCACAUUAGCUGCAUCCUGUUGCCUUACUGUAGAAUGUGGGCAUGUAUAGUUCCGCUCCAAAAAAAAAGUACAGUUAAGCUUUAAAUUAUUCAUACCCACGCCAACUUGUUGCUUUAUAGUGAAGUUUUAUUUGACCAACAGGUUUUUGUUUCAGACUGGAAAUGAUAUAAACAACAGAUUCUAAGACCCAGUGCUAGAGAUCCAUUCAUUAUGUGUGGGAGGAAGCCGGAGAGAACCCACGCUGCACGGGGAGAACAUGCAAACUCCAAUCAGAAAGA
Molecule: messenger RNA, 6409 nt
Organism: Stegastes partitus (bicolor damselfish)
Lineage: Eukaryota; Metazoa; Chordata; Actinopteri; Pomacentridae
Product: FH1/FH2 domain-containing protein 3
Exons: 26
Coding region: 177-4796 (1539 amino acids)
Biological process (GO): cardiac myofibril assembly; cortical actin cytoskeleton organization; sarcomere organization
Cellular component (GO): cytoskeleton; cytoplasm
Molecular function (GO): actin filament binding
Source: RefSeq, a predicted model, not a curated record